This is a messenger RNA of Dromaius novaehollandiae (emu), 3889 nucleotides long. It is a transcript of the gene PDK4, whose product is annotated as pyruvate dehydrogenase kinase 4. The record is from RefSeq and is a predicted model, not a curated record. Gene Ontology annotation, biological process: protein phosphorylation; regulation of glucose metabolic process. Lineage: Eukaryota; Metazoa; Chordata; Aves; Casuariiformes; Dromaiidae. Gene Ontology annotation, molecular function: pyruvate dehydrogenase (acetyl-transferring) kinase activity. Bases 174 to 1421 code for a protein of 415 amino acids. The transcript is spliced from 11 exons. Gene Ontology annotation, cellular component: mitochondrion.
GAAGCGGCACGUGGCGGCCCCCAGCCACAGAGCGACGGUGGCGCGUGGACACCGCCACAGCCCUGCGGGGACCGACCGACCGACCGACCGACCGAACUACCUACGUACCACCCACGUACCACCCACCCACUCCCCCCCCCCCACCUGCCUUCCUCGCUGCCGCCUCGAGAGCCAUGAAGGCCGCCCGGAUCGCUCUGCGCAGCGCGGCCCCGCUGGCAGGGGUCAGCAGCAGCCGGCUGCCGCUGGAGGUGGAGACCUUCUCCCGCUUCUCCCCCUCGCCGCUCUCCAUCAAGCAGUUGCUGGAUUUCGGCUCAACUAAUGGAUGUGAGAGAACAUCUUUUACAUUUCUGCGACAAGAGCUCCCUGUGAGGUUUGCAAAUAUACUGAAAGAAAUUGAUCUUCUUCCUGAUAAAUUACUAAGCACUCCAUCAGUACAACUAGUAAAGAGCUGGUACAUCCAAAGCCUAAUGGAGCUGGUUGAAUUCCAUCAGAAAAACCCAGAUGACCAAAAAGUCUUACACGACUUUAUAGAUACAUUAAUUAGAGUCCGAAGCAGACAUCAUGAUGUGGUUCCUACAAUGGCACAAGGAGUAAUUGAGUACAAAGAUACUUUUAAAGUAGAUCCUGUCACCAAUCAAAAUAUCCAGUACUUUUUGGAUCGUUUUUACAUGAGCCGGAUUUCUACCCGGAUGCUAAUGAACCAACACACCCUUCUUUUCGAUGAUAACGCCAGCUCAGGGCACCCAAGGCACAUUGGAAGUAUUGAUCCAUGCUGUGAUGUUGUUGAAGUAGUGAAUGAUGCUUUUCAAAGUUCCAAGAUGCUGUGUGACCAAUAUUACUUAACAUCUCCAGAACUGAAGCUUACUCAAGUGAAUGGAAAAUUUCCGAGAGAGCCAAUUAACAUUGUAUAUGUUCCAUCUCAUCUCUUUCACAUGCUUUUUGAGCUCUUUAAGAAUUCAAUGAGGGCAACAGUUGAAUUUCAAGAAAACAGUCCUUCCCUUUCUCCAGUUGAAGUGACGGUUGUUCUUGGCCAUGAAGACCUUGCAAUUAAGAUCUCUGACAGAGGAGGUGGUGUUCCAGUAAGGAAAAUUGAGCAGCUGUUUAGCUACACGUAUUCUACAGCACCAAGGCCAAGGAUGGAUGAUGCUCGACAAACUCCUCUUGCUGGCUUUGGCUAUGGUUUGCCAAUUUCUCGUCUGUAUGCUAAAUACUUUCAAGGAGACCUAAAUCUCUACUCCAUAUCUGGUUACGGAACAGAUGCUGUUAUCUACUUGAAGGCACUAUCCACGGACUCAGUAGAAAAACUUCCAGUUUUUAACAAAUCUGCUUAUAAGCAUUAUCAAGCUACCUCAGAGGCAGAUGACUGGUGUGUCCCAAGUAAAGACCCAAAGAAUGUAUCAAGGCAGAGUGCAGCUCUCUGAAGGGAAGUUGGUAUCCAAGGCACUCAAGGGAAUCAAGCUGUCUUCUCAACAAGGACUGGUGUUUGGAAGUAUUCGUUUACUUUUGAACAGGCAAAUAUUUCAGUUUUGUGACUGACAGAACAGAAGGAAGAUCAGGCGUUUAUAACCUAGGCUGUAUGCACUGAAUAUGAAAUCUUGCUGUGGACUUCAGGAUGAGGAAAAUAUAAGUGCGUGGAGGGAUGUGUGCAUCUUUCCCUAUGUCUUUAAAAAAGAGACAGGACAGUAAAGAGAAAAUUCAGUCUAUUUUUUUUAGUCUUAUGAUCAAAGACUUGAUGCAGUAGAAGUGUGUAUUUUUUGAGUCCUGUCUCAUGUUUGAAUUCUGAAUACUGACAAAUGUCAGUUAGUGAUACAUAUUUUUCUCCUACACUAGUUGUCAGCACCUCAUCUUAUUACAGAACUCCUCAGGUAGAUAGGUGCACCUGUACUUUAAAACUGUAUUUAUAACAUUGGGAAAAGAUCCUCGUAACAUGGCAGGCUGGUAGCAAGAUACAAAGAGCAUACAAAUGUCUCCUGACUGAGAGGGAGGGAGACCUUGCCAAGAAGGGAGACAGUGUCUUCCCUAUAAAAGGAAAUCCCACUUAAAAAAUAAAACAAACAAAAAUCCCUGUAUUCCAGUAGUAGUUCUUAUGCGAUGCCUUGCUCUGAGUUAUAUUGUGUGAAUUUUCUUUUUAAGCUGUUCAUGAAAAAGUAGCAAGGUAAGGCUGCUGUGCAUAAGAUACUAAGGAGGAAAUCAGGAUACUGUAGGGAAGAAGUGGAAUGGCACUUGGUUGUAACAGCAAGUGGAACUGAAGUGUUUUGUGUAAAAAUGGUAUGGGAAACUGUUUAAAAAAUGGUCUUGUAAUUCUUUUUUGUUGUGCUGUUAGAGGAUUAGUGGCUCAGUAAACUAAACCAAAAUCCAAAAACUGGGACAUGUGGCUCAGGUUUUGCUUCUAUGUAAAAUCCAAGAACCUAUCCACAGCUUUGUCAGAUUUGUAUUGGACCAUACUUUAGCUCAAAGGUGUACAUGGGGAUUCUAAAACUUGAAAGCUGUAAUGAGCACUAAACCUCUGUUUGAGUUUUCAGGAAGAGUGGUGGUGAAAUAGAACUUUAUUGUAAGAACUAUUCCUUGCAAUGGAAAGGGUUUAGGAAAUGAGAAGAUUUUCAUUACUGUUCAUAUUUUAAACUGUAAAAUAACUUUUAUGAACAGCAAAAUAAGGGGGAAUGGCCACAGGAACAGUGUCAGUAGGAAAGAGCUGUUGGGAAAAUACUCCAUUCUCCGUGAGCUUCUUCCUUUCCCAUCUUUUGUGGAUUUUCUCCCUCAUAAGUGAGGUAAACUUAACAACAGAGUAGAAGUUAAGUACUAUUUGGAAUUGCCAAGCUGGCCAGUCAAAGUUCAUCAGAGCUAUAUAUUAUUACUUGAAAACUUUUUGACUUAUUAGCAUCGUUAUCUUAAGUGUGUAUGAUCCUUGGCAAAAGGUUGCAAAUGCAGUAUUUAAAGCAUCCUGCCCAGUUGUACGAUAGCUUUCUAAAGCAGAGUUGUAUGUGUUGGGUAGAAAGCCACUCCAUACUCUACUGUGAAUAUCAAAUAUAUUUCUUAAUAGCAAUAAGAGAAAGCUAGAAUUACCUUUGCGUUCUAGCAGUCUUGUUGAGGUAGAUUUUUUUCAGUCAAAAACCCCCUAAAAUAGCAUUCUGAUAUGCUUCACUUGUUUUAGAAACUAAGUUUAGAAGCAUUUUUGAUAAUUACUGAGCAUAAUGACUUAAGUACUGCAUGGAGGCCCAUUUAUCCCAGUGAAUUACUUGCAGUUACCAAAAGUCACCAGAUUAUUUAUCUUUGAACUCAGCUCAGUGAAUGAAAUGGAUAAUAAAAAUGAAAUAUCUCUGUCUAGAAAAUAGAGGUGUGAAAAAAUUGCCUUCACUGCUAUAAUAUACUUGAAUACUUUGUUGAUUUUGUAUUGAAUACAAGGUCACAAAAACAUACCUAGGUAGUCAUUGUUGUUAAGUAAACACAAAUUAUACCUCUUUCCUUGUGCCCAAUCAUGCUUGAACAUGAGUUGUGAUCUCAUGACAUACUGUGUAUCCGUAAUAUAGCUGCAGCUACUCCAUGUGGGAGCUGUAACUUGUAUUUCAAAGCAGUUGAAGCACACAGGUGUUGUAAACAAAUGUCUGUAAUAGUGCUUGCAGAUAGAAGCUUUCUGGAUAAGUGUAAUUUUGUGAAGUUUUGUGUUCAGAACACUUUCACAAUGCAAACAUUGGGAUGUGCAUAGCACUUAAACCUAUGUGAAAUGUCUUUUAAUAUUAAAAAGUUACUUAAGGGCUAUCUACCUAGAUAACACAGUGCCUUUUUUAGGAGUUACUGUUUUUUUUAUUCCUGAAAAUCUCUAGUUUUAAGCCUUUUACUGGUAUGUAGGUGUUUAAAUAAUUUUAUAAUAAAAAUCUUCUAAAUGGUUGAA